CACUCAAACCUUAUCUCUUCUCUUCACUUCCCUUCACCAUGGCUGCUUCAGCUACUUCUCUGACUCUCUCCACCUUCACCCCAAAGUCCCUUCCUUUCUCCAUCUCCAGACCCGCCUCCGCUUCCCUCUCCUUCAAACUCCACUUCGAAUCCCCCGCUUCCCUCUCCGCCGUCGCGUCUCGCUUCGUCCGCACCGUCGCGGUUACCGACGACUUCUCGGUCGAGGAAGACGGCAUCUUCGCUGAUGACGACGCUCCUCCUCCUCCCCCGCGGAGGGAGCAAUCCUUCUCUUCUGACCUCAAGCUCUUCGUCGGCAACCUCCCCUUCAACGUCGACAGCGCUCAGCUCGCUCAGCUCUUCGAGAGCGCCGGGAACGUCGAGAUGGUUGAGGUAAUCUACGACAAGGUGACAGGAAGAAGCAGAGGUUUUGGGUUUGUGACUAUGUCUUCAGCUUCUGAAGUUGAGACAGCUGAACAGCAGUUCAAUGGUUAUGAGUUGGAUGGUAGACAGUUGAGAGUUAAUGCGGGUCCUCCUCCACCGAAGAGGGAAGACUCCUUCUCCAGAGGACCUAGAAGCAGCUUUGGAGGUGGAGGUGGAGGUUCUGGUGCUGGUUCGGGAAACCGUGUUUAUGUGGGUAAUCUCUCGUGGGGUGUCGAUGACAUGGCUCUCGAGAGUUUGUUUGGGGAGCAGGGGAAGGUUGUUGAGGCUAGAGUCAUCUACGACAGGGACAGUGGUCGUUCCAAGGGGUUUGGGUUUGUGACGUACAACUCUGCUCAAGAGGUUCAGAAUGCUAUCAGAACCUUGGAUGGUGCUGAUUUGGAUGGGAGACAGAUUAGAGUCUCUGAAGCUGAGGCUAGGCCUCCAAGGCGCCAGUUUUGAGCACCUCUUCGUUAUUCUCAAAAACGCAUGUUGUGGUGGAGGGCGCUUUGAAGCAGUUUUGUGUGAGAGGAUGGUGGCAGUUUCGGACCUUACUUAUGUGUUGUUGUGCCUUGGAUACACGGAUGGUCUUAUGUUUGAGAAAUCUUAUAUAUUAAAAUAGUAAUCAUGAUUUAUUUCAUGUGUUGACAUUUUAUUUUGGAUCAUCUAUUAAAAAAUCUAUCACUUCUAA
Molecule: messenger RNA, 1107 nt
Organism: Raphanus sativus (radish)
Lineage: Eukaryota; Viridiplantae; Streptophyta; Magnoliopsida; Brassicales; Brassicaceae
Product: RNA-binding protein CP29B, chloroplastic-like
Exons: 5
Coding region: 39-878 (279 amino acids)
Cellular component (GO): cytosol
Molecular function (GO): mRNA binding
Source: RefSeq, a predicted model, not a curated record